UUGGAAUGUAAACUUUGAUGACGUUUGGUUAUCUCCUGUUCCUGCUCCCUCUAAUUUUAGAAUAAGUGACAGCUUCAGAUAUUUUCCUUUGGCUUCCUUUUUGGUGUCCUGGGAAUGGUUUUCAUUGGUUGAAGCACAAUUGAAUAAAGCAAACAUGAAGUGGCAGCAUUAUCCUAAAAUGUAUUUUCAUCUGUUUAUAAUACUUGUGACUAUAGGUGGUCUCCUUGGAGCACCAGUGGAUGAGGACAUCCUGGAUCGAUUGAUAUCAGUAAAUACUUCAGAGGACCUGAAGUUGCUUUCCAGAAGUCAUUCUGUGCAUGAACUUUCAACUAAAUCUACAGUGAUGGAUAAUGGGAAACAGGAAUUGCUGCAUACUGAUCAAUCUCUAACUGCUACUGUGGGUUUAAGCAUUGACAACCGUGAAACUGGUAAUGCUUUGCAAAGUGAAGGAAUGGAAUCUGUAUCUGAAGAAACUUCCACCUCUAGCAAACACUUGCUUAACUUGGUAACUGUGCAGCCAACAGAAAUGAUAGCAUCAAGUCACACAUAUGCCAGGAACACACAGGCCAAGCAUCUUAAUCUGGUCUCUACAAAACCUCUCCUAUCCAAGUCUUCAAUUGGUUCAACAACUGAACUCUCCAGUGGAGACGAGAAACCAGCUUGGCAUGGAAGGCUGACUCCUACGAUUGCAUUUUCAACCCAGUCUCCAUUCUGGUAUAUGGGAUCUUCAUUACCUAGAGUACAAGAUUUACCAAGCUCCUCUGUUCUUGACAGUGCGCUCCCUUCUGACGAAAUGGAGUUGAGCACCAUCUCUUCAGAAGGUGCUGAGUCUAGUGCUUAUAAAUUGAUAUCAGCAGAACAGACAGUUGCACCUAGAUCAGAGUCCACAACUGAGUCAAUUCUUCAUGUGUUUAGCACAGAAUCUGAUGUUGUAGUUAAUGCAACCAGCAUGACCUCUGCUAUACUUAAGCAGCUGUCUACCUCUUGGUCUAUGGACUCCAGUGGGUCACCCAGUAGUGCACAGGGCAACCACUGGCAAGAUGUUUCAGAGGAUAUAUACUCCACAGCUUCCUCCUCUAUUGGGACCAGUUGGCCAUCUCCAGCUGUUUCUGAGGAUGUAUACUCCACAGCUGCUUCCUCCCCUAUUAGGACUCGUUGGCCAUCUCCAGCUGUUUCUGAGGAUGUAUACUCCACAGCUGAUGCUGCUUCCAUAGGGACCAGUUGGCCAUCUCCAGCUGUUUCAGAGGGUGAACACUGCAAUUCUGUAGCUACCACUUGGUCCUCUUGUACCUCUGCAGCAGAAUUUUCCACAGCACUGCCCUACACACAACUAUCUAUCAGCGAAGAAAUAGUCACAACUAAUGAGCUUCCUGGUGCCUCCGAGUACUUCUCCCUAACUUCAUCUAGCCCCAACUUUCAGCCUAGUGCUUCUGGAGCUUUAUCUGCUUCCAGCUACUGGGACCCAAACACUUUUGAGGAACUGUCCACUUCUGUAGACAAUACAAGCUAUGUGGCUCCUGAAACCAGUUCAAUUAUCGGCAGCUACACAAAACCCAGUGAAUCUGGCAUGCGGCUCUUUACAAUGGUGACAGCUGCUAGAAUGGAACCUGAAGUCAGCAGUUCAACAGAGUCCAGUAAAACUGCCUCGUAUACCCAUGUUUCGGUCAUCCGCAAUCCCCUUCUAUUGCAGUUUGACAUCCUGGAUCGAAACUAUACAGAUGAUUUGAGUAAUAAAUCUUCAGAAGCCUACAAAGAGUUGGAAAUAGUGGUGAAAGCAACUCUGGACCCCAUAUUUUCUGCACGCUACGGUGACAGCUUUCUUGAAACCAAGAUUCUUAAUUUUGCGAAUGGGUCAGUUAAAGUGAAGAGUGAGUUGGUCUUCCAGAAUGAUGCUGUUCUGCCAAGUAGUUCUGAUGUUGUUCGAACAGUGCUUACGCAUGUGUACCGCAAAGAUCUGGUUCCAACUGAUUUGGAGAUUGAUGCCAAUUCUGUUGUUUGCAAUGGUUAUAGUCUAGCAAACCUGGUGCCUGAGAGAAUGACCAUUGAAUUCACAGCUUUGAGCACAGGAUUUGGUCCAUGGUCUGAUGACUCAGCAUUUUAUCCAGAGCUGCUUGAGCAUCUGAAGAAUUUGGUUGUGGAAACCCUGGAGGAAAAGUAUCUGGUCCAAGAGUUCAAUAUUACAAGAUCCAUACGUCUCCAAGGAGAUGUGAACCUUCAGGCAACAGCACUGUUGAUCACUUCUGUACAUGUCGAUGAUGUUGAGGCUCUGCAAUUACUUAGCAACCUUGUUAACAAUUCUGUGGAUCUGAGAUCUCUGAAAGUAAAUGGGUCUGGUGUUAAUGUUGGAGUUCUUCCAAUUUCCUUUCUGAUCACCAACCGGAAAUACAAUUCUACUCUCAGAGAUUCACGAUCUGUGUAUUUUUGCAGCCUUGGCAAGGCUGUGACCCAAGCAUUGCAGAUGAUCCUGCAGCCAAACUAUGGCCACUUCAUGCAAGCUGUGAUUAAACAGUUUGGGAGAGGGUCGGUGUUUGUAACAAGUGAUCUGGUGUUUCUCAACAACCUGCCUACCAGUCAUGAGGUGUUGGAUUUAUUCUUCAACUCCAUUGAUUCCAGGAGUGUUUUGGCAGGGACUGACUUUGCAGUUGAUCCUUACUCAUUCUUUGUUGGAGGUGCAAGAUUGGAUCGGCCAUAUGAACGUAUCCACUUCCCAGGAUUUGGAAUUGCAAUCAUCCUGCUGUGUGGCUUGGCUAUCGUCUCUCUCCCAAUCCUGGCUUUUCUCUGCUGGAAAUAUAGGUUCUGUGCGGCUUGUCAGAAGAGCUUUGCGUUUGAAGCCUGGGACGUUGAACGUGAGAAUGCAAGUAACAUACCAUUGCCAGAGGUGAAUCCAGAAAGUUACAGGCUCCGUGAACCAAUAUAUGUCAAUUACUCCUUCAACUCAUAAUAUUUUCAAUCAAAGAUCUGUGGAUGAGAUUGAACUUGUCCUGAUUUUGUUUUGCUGCUCUAGUUGGAAGAGGAACAUUGCAUAUUCAGGGUUCAGCUUUGAGGUGAAAUUAUAAAUUGUAUCCCAGCUUUUCCUGAUGUUUGUCAUUUUACUUGGCAUCAGACUGGUCAUGGAAGGCAUUGGUGUUCUUUCCACUGUGUGUGGAAGAAAUCUAGGUGGGGCAUCCCAGUUUCAAAUGGCUACUUUGGAGUUUGUUUCAGGAAGUCUACACUGAGCAGCCAGUUUGAGUUGAUGCUUGGAUUUAGUUAUGUCACUGCAAUUAAAAUGGAAUUUGGCUACUUUUCUCCCUGGUGACCCUGUCUAGAUUAACUUUUUGUUCAGUAGCCUGGACUUGAGUUUUGUGAAUUGAACAAGCAUCACCACCAUAUCUGUAAUGUAAUGAAACAGUACAAUAAUUAUCUAUCUGGCUUUAUAUUUGUGGCUAUAAUCCCAUCGGAAAAGGGACCACAGCCAUUUGUGCAUGGCUGAGCAAAAAGGUUUGUUGACCAAUGCAUCUAAAAGUCAAUAUUGAUAUACGUCUUGAAUUCCACGCUUCUACUUGAAGGCACUGGUGGUAGUUAGUCAGCAUCAUCUGCACUUGAGUCUGCUUAAACACCAUUCCAAGGAGACUGAAGCAUUGCACUCCAGACUUGAUCACUCUGAACUAAGAUUGAAGUAUUUCUGUGUGUGGUUAUGUAGUCAAUAAACAGAGGACUGUAUUGUUUUGUAUCUCAUCUUGUGCCAAUUUGAGUUCCAAUGUAACUAACUUGCAAAAUAUAAUCUGAUCAUGUGAUACUUUACAGGUGUGGACAUUUUCACCCUUGUUUGUUUUCAAAUAUUUGUAGUGAAAGUUGACUUGGUUUGCAUGGUCCUCAUUUGCUCAUGGGAUCUGGUUUGGCUUUAAAUCUCUUGUCCCAUUGUCUCUUGGCUCUGAUUUACAUAAUCUUUCAUGAAAGUAGUCUAAUUGGGAUGUAUAGGAACAAACAAGUACUCACAAAUUCUGGGCAUCUUUUGUGGGAAAUGCUACAAUGGAGAAUAUUUGCUUGCAUUUAGGAUGGUAACAAACUUUUUUGGCCCUCUUCUUUAAAAUUGGGAACCUAUGACUGACUGUCAAUCACCUUCACAACUUUGUUUCAUGUUUUAAAUUUUUGUGCACCGGGAUAGACUUUGUUUUAAUAUAGGUGAGUCACUUGUCUCAAUCACUGGAAAAACAAGGCUCCCAGAAGAAAUGGGAUCCCAUCCUGAUGUGUCAUAUUUAAGAUACCUGGCAGUAGCUUAAGCCCUUUUGAGCAGGAAGUUUAACUGAAGCAUGUCUUGUAACAAACUUCAAACCUGUUGACUGAAGCUGAACAGUUCUGGUGCUGGUCUCUGACUGUGUAGUCCUGACCCAGAAAGUUACACUUCAAAAUACCCAUUCUUUUGGUGGCUAACUGCAUGUGUGCCUUCAUUGUCUGUCUGGUUUGAUUACUUUCAUCAGUGACAGGAUUCUGUUAUCCAAGUUAAUGAAGGUUGUGGUUUCCAAUUUUUAUAAUUGGAUAUAAGCCAGAUGCAAUGACUUCUCAAAGUGGAGAGGUCAAGUUCUCCUUUUCCAAGAAGUGAGUAUGCAGGUGGCUGAGUGACUUUUUACAGUUUUCUCAAAAGGGUGUCUCAUUUUGGGUGUGGGGUGUAGAGUAAUGGAAAAGCUGCCAUUUGUAGCAAGAUAUCAAUGCAAUUUAAAUUUUGUUCACAUGCAUGCCAAAUGCAACAGUUGCUUUUUUGCAUUCAGUGACUUAUAGCUGACCUAUUGUAAUUUCACCAGUAAAAUGUGACUUAUUAUAGAAGUUUAAACAAAAAUAUACUUGUACAAAAGCCCGCGGAGACAAAUCUCCAGUGACUUUUUUGUAAAUUUUUAAUAAAGAUUUUUUGUUUGUUU
Messenger RNA from Rhincodon typus (whale shark), 4892 nucleotides. RefSeq lists its product as uncharacterized. The transcript has 16 exons. The record is from RefSeq and is a predicted model, not a curated record. The coding region runs from base 155 to 2941 and encodes 928 amino acids. Lineage: Eukaryota; Metazoa; Chordata; Chondrichthyes; Orectolobiformes; Rhincodontidae.